Molecule: messenger RNA, 1039 nt
Organism: Diospyros lotus (date-plum)
Lineage: Eukaryota; Viridiplantae; Streptophyta; Magnoliopsida; Ericales; Ebenaceae
Exons: 6
Coding region: 53-865 (270 amino acids)
Source: RefSeq, a predicted model, not a curated record
GGGCUUUUAAUAUAGAAGAAGGGACGAGAGGAAAUUUUCGAGAGAUAGAACGAUGGUCGGUCACGUUCCGCUGGAGGUGGCGAAGACGGUGUUGGAGGCGGCGGACUUAGCCUGGACCGCCGCAGAAUAUCGCCGCCGACUCCGCUACGUGCACAAGGCUUCCGACGAUUGGGAUCAUGCGCCGUUGGAGGAGGACGAGGAGGAAUUGGAGUCUCUAAGAUCCGAGAAUCGCCGCCUGAGGAACUUGCUCCAACAGAACAUCGAGCUCCUUCAGGAUCUCUCAGAAUCGCCGUGUUUAUCUCCGGAUUGCCCAGCCGAUUUGUAUGAUCAGCUUGUGUCCACCAUCAAUUCUGAAAAGUUCUUGACUCAGCUUAAAUUGCUCCAUGAAUCUGUUGAUGGAACUGGCUCCAAAUUUCCUUUUAAGGAGGCUUCAGGAAUGGAUUUACAGUCAGCUGAAGAACUAAUAAAUAUUGACCUUGAAGAACCCAGUUGGUGGGUUUGGGUCACUGAUGAUAUGGUUCCAAGUGAUGUUGAGGAAUUGAGUGGAAUUGAUGAUGAAAAGUAUUUAGUUGUUAGCGAGGAACAAGUGGUGGAUGGAGUUGCAUAUUUUAUGGCUAUAUGCAUUCUUUCAGACCGAAAAGCUCUGACUUUGACACCUGAGGAGUUGCAGAAAACUUUGAAUAAAGCAUUGAAACGCAUGAACAAGUUGGAAAAGAUGUUGAAUGUCUGGCAUGCUGGGAAGAUGUUUUAUACCUUAUCCACCUGGGGACUUGCUCUUGUGGGGUUGUACAAUACUCGAGCAAUACUUAAAUUUGCGGCAAUGGGGGUUCAUACAACUAGCAAAGUUGUUUUGAAAGCGCUCUGAAGAUUGCUGUCUGUCUUCGUUAAGAAUACGAACGCGGCCAAACCUGAACAGAUCAUGGCUUUACUUAAAAAUCAAAUUCUGCAUUAAUUUGUAAAUAAUUGUGAAUUACAUUAUUUACAAAUAAUUGGAAAUUCUGCAGUACCUUUUUAAUUUACGCGAUUCACCUUCUGGGUA